AUGGAUCCUCUGUUGAGGGAGCUAGCGGCUUCCUUCAAGGUCUGUGCAUAUGCGGAUGACCUUCUCAUCAUGUUUGAAGGGGAUAGUCGCCUUGAACUGGAAAAUGGUGGUGAGCAAGCUAUGCAGAUUGUGCAGGCUUGGAGUGACCGAGUUGGAGUGGAGGUGGCUACCGAGAAGACGGUGCUGAUGCUGCUGAAAGACAGAUUGGCGCGCAGUCGUCCUCCCUGCGUUCGAGCUGGUGAACGCGGCAUAAGGUAUUCGUGUACUUCGAAUAAACCACAAACAACAACGGCCACAGCUGCCAAUGGUGGUAGUCAUCUAAUAUCAUCGAGCGGCGAUCGUGUACCGCCCAUCGGUGGCUAUCAAUGGCCAACGGAUCAAACACCUGGUGUUAUGGGUCUAAAAAAUCAUGGCAAUACCUGUUUUAUGAAUGCCGUCUUACAAUGCCUUAGCCACACCGAUAUACUGGCGGAAUAUUUUGUUUUGGAUCAAUAUAAGGCUGAUUUGAAACGUCGCAAUAAAAUCAAUUCCCGUAAAUUUGGUACCAAAGGUGAGCUAACCGAACAGCUGGCCAAUGUUUUGAAAGCCUUGUGGAUGUGUAAAAAUGAAAGUGAUCACAGUACGAGUUUUAAGGCCGUGGUCGAUCGUUAUGGCUCACAAUUUCGCAGCUCAACCCAACAUGAUGCUCAAGAAUUUCUAUUUUGGUUAUUAGACAAAGUCCAUGAAGAUUUAAAUACCGCCACAAAACGUCGCUAUAAAAGUGUCAAGAACAAUUAUGGCCGUCCAGAUGAAAUUAUUGCCGCCGAAACAUUAGCCAAUCAUAUACGCUGCAACAACUCCUUUGUUCAAGCCGUAUUCCAAGCACAAUUUCGUUCAUCUCUCACCUGUCCGCGAUGUAAAAAACAAUCGAAUACAUUCGAUCCAUUCCAUUGCAUAUCGGUACAACUGCCACAGCUGACACAACAGACAAUCUUUGCCACCGUUGUCUAUCUGCAAAAGCAGCCAAGGCAAAUGCGUAUGGGUCUAACCGUAACUGCCGGUUCACCAAUUGUGGCCUUAAGGGAACAACUGCAUAAAGAUACGGGAAUACGAACGGAACAAAUGGUCUUGGUCGAUUUGCAAAAGGAAGGAUUUAUGCGUGUGUUUUAUGAUUCACAGCCGGUUAACACCUUGGAUGGUAUUGAGACAAUUUAUUGUAUAGAGGUGCCAUUGGAAAAGGAGGAAAUAACCAAUAAAAGCAAUAAUGAGGCAACAACAAAUACCAACGCUCCUGGUGGUGGUGGCAAUUCUACAACUGCAACCUCAACAACAACAACUGCCAAUAAUCCACAAUCAGCAAAUCUGUUGGUGUUGGUGGCAAAUGUCAAGAAAACCAAGUUGAAAAAUGAAGACCCCUCAAAGGAGGAUGUGGUUAGCUUGGAACGUUUUGGUGCUCCAUUUUGUUUACAAAUACCACGUGAUUGUUCAUAUGCCGAAUUGCAGAAGAAGCUGUUGAAGGAAAUGGCAGCCAUUUUAAAACCCGAAGUAUUUUCCUAUUCAACUCCCUUGAAAGAAAUGUUUCAAAUACGUUUACAAGAUCCUUCGGCAGAUCCUGACACCUUCAUUGAGCAGGUUGAACAUCCCCUACUAACGGAAAUGAUUGACUUGGCUUUGUCCGUGUUAUCAGCUGAAGCUGGUCCACCGCACAUUAAAUUACUACUCGAGUGGCCAGAACCAGAGGCUUAUUUUUCCGACCUCUCUGAUCAUGUGGUUGAACAUGAAAGUGUACCCCGCCUAUUGGCAAAUAAAACAAAUGACACCGCCACCCUAACUUUGGAACAAUGUCUGGAACAUUAUACCAAAGCUGAAACCUUGAGUGCUGAAGAUGCCUGGCGUUGUCCCCACUGUCAGGAGUAUUUACCGGUUGUGAAGACAUUAGGUUUAUGGUCAUUACCUGAUAUAUUAGUUGUACAUUUCAAACGCUUCCGCCAACAUCAUGGCAAGGGCCAAAAUGCCGCCAAGCUAACCACCAUGGUUAAGUUUCCAUUGCAUUCCUUUGAUAUGUCACCACAUUUAGCCAAAGAGGUGCAUGAAACCACAGCCGCAACAUUAUCGGCUAGUUCAGCAGCACAACAGCAUCAAACCCGUCCAAGUCCUUGGCGUAAAUCAAAGCCGGGAGAUUCACGGUCUUCCACAUUGAGUUCUCGUGAUAAUCGUGAAACUCGUUAUGACCUCUAUGCAGUCUGUUAUCAUCAGGGUGAUACACUGGAAACGGGUCAUUAUACUGCCGCUUGUAAAAAUCCCUAUGAUCGUCAAUGGUAUAAAUUUGAUGAUCAACGGGUCACCAAAGUACCCAAUGAAAAUAUGCCCGAAGAAAUCAUUAAUAAUGAGGCUUAUAUGUUGUUCUAUCAACGGAGAACAUCUGAAAAUGCUGAAUGUUCGGGUUCCAGUUCAAAUUCCAGUGAUCAUUGGGUAUCACGUAUAGCACCGCCACCAACAACGACGGCACAAUGCUCAAAUGUCCAAUCAGUUUUAAGUAAAUCCAAGGAGACUCUUAAAUCGGAAACGAAUGUGGACAAACCUUCUGAAGUGAGUACCAAGGAAGAGAAAAUUGAUGUUGUUGUGGAAAAACAUCUUAGUCCUGAGAUACAGAGCAAUAAACCAUCGACUGCGGCGUCUACGGCAAAGGAUGAAAAGGAAUUUACUGAAAUCCCCACAACAUUGGAAGAAACAGUAAUCGCCUCUAAUUUGGAUGCUUUGGAGGAACUUUUGGAUUAUGCAGAUGCUGAGGUUAUACACGACUGCAACGAUCUAACUGAAGCUAUGGCCGAUAAUAAAGAUAUCACACCGGAAGAAAAUAAUGAAAUUUUCACCAUGGAUGAGGAUUGUAAAUUGGAUGAGGAAAUCAAAACAGACCCCUGCAAUCAUUCGGCAGAUAAUGCUCAUGAAAAUAUCAAUGCCAACAACAAUGCCACAAAUUAUUUACAUACCAAUGGUCAUGGCAAGGAUAUAAAAUCUAAAUCUCCACUAUCUCUUAAAAAAUUAAAUGGCUUUGAGAAACAUCACAACAACAACAACAACAAUAAAUCAAUAGCCAGCUCAAAUUCCUCUACAUCAUCCUCUUCUUCUGCAUCCCUGGCAUCAACCCAAUCAUUAAACAAAGGUCAACAACAGGCAGAAACUUCCAAACUUAAAGAUAAUACCGCUGAUGAUGGCUUACAAACAAAAACAAAUGGAUUUUCAUCUUCGAACAUUGUUGCCACACCCAAGGCCAUUUCGAAUUCGGCACCCAACGAUAAAGAACAUUUACUUUCGACAAGUUUAAAAAGUAAUAGUAGCAGUAUUAUUAGCUCCGCCUUAGCGGGACAUUUUCAAACGUAUCGCCAACCAUGGCAUGGUAGUCGUUCAAGUGUUUCGGCUGUCGAAAAUGCCAUAUAUCCGAGCAGUAGUAGUACUUCCACAGGCGGAGCAAAUAACACAACUCACCCUUCGUUGCAUUUGCGUCAUUCCUUUUCGACGGCAUCAAAUUAUCGUCUACGUGAAUGUAGUGAUACUUUGUCAUCGGUAUUGCGCAAUUCGGUGAAUACUUGCAGCAAGGAUACGCUAUUGUUUUUGGAUCAACAACAGCAUCACAACCACCAUCAUCACCACCACCACCAUCAUCAUCAUCACCGGCAUCAUCACAGUCUAAUGGAGGAUGAUGAUGAUUCGUCAACAUUUAUGGGCAGUCGAUCGUUGUGGAUAUCACCGGUUACGCCCCACAAACUUAUAACAGUAUCGCCGAAAAAUUAAUAAAGAAA
Musca vetustissima is the source of this 3779-nucleotide messenger RNA. RefSeq names its product ubiquitin carboxyl-terminal hydrolase 43-like. Gene Ontology annotation, biological process: protein deubiquitination. NCBI's taxonomy places the organism in Eukaryota, Metazoa, Arthropoda, Insecta, Diptera, Muscidae. The coding region runs from base 1 to 3771 and encodes 1256 amino acids. The record is from RefSeq and is a predicted model, not a curated record. Gene Ontology annotation, molecular function: cysteine-type deubiquitinase activity. The transcript is spliced from 7 exons.